CCAGCCCCAUCGAUGCUGAGCUAUCGGUAUUCCUUCCCAGCAUUUUCUCCUCGAUGAUUGGCACGCAGUUUCAGUGCGGGGCUCACCAUGUCCAGGUGUCCUCAGAAGCCUCCGCCGGCCGCCUCCCGAGAGAAUUACCCUUUGCCUCCGGAGCCUUCCGGGAAGACAGUAACCGAGCGACUACGGGCAGUCGCAGAGUUCCUCCGGUGGGGACUUCCGCUGUGCCAGACCCACACGGUGGAGUUCUACACGAGGGGGCUCUGGGAGAAGUUCGUAGCUCUUUCUCCCGAGGCGGUGCUGGGCGCGCUGAGCGGAGAGAGGUUGCAGCACCUCCUGGAAGAGCCGACUCCGCAGCGCCCCUUAGAGGAUGUCGCCGAUAAAUCUGGAUUUUACAACAUUUUUUGUAAAAAUACUCAGAGGCUGAUUAAUGUCCAGGCUUUUGCAUUAGCUGCUAAAUACUAUUCAAUGCCAAAUCUUGGAGUAUGCAUCUCAUUAGAACAGAUACUCGAAACACUGGACAGAAACCAGCAGUCAAGAUCAAAGGUAGAAAUGAAAACAGAUAAUUUUAUGAAUGAUAAGAAAUCACAUGAAGUGCAAUUGAUGUCAGAUUUAGUAGAUGGCAUCGCAAAAUAUUAUGGCUUAAACCAGGUAAUUGACUUGGGUUCUGGAAAAGGUUACCUGAGCUCUUUCUUGUCAUUGCAAUAUAAUCUAAAGGUUUAUGGAAUUGAUUCUUCAAACAAAAACACCCGUGGAGCUAAUGAAAGAAACAGGAAAUUAAAAAAACACUGGACAGCCUAUCAAAGACGUGUGGAAGCAAAUGUCAGAGACCAGACAUUGAAAGAAGCCAAGAAAAAUGCAGAACAAGAUAAGGAGAAAUGUAACACAAACCCCAAUGAAACGUGGUUAAGAACUAAUAACAAUCUUCAGAACCAGGUCCAAAUGGCUGUUUCAGAUGCCAUUGGUAAUGAAUCAGCUGAAAUUAGCCCAGAUCCUAAUAUAGGCAUUAUUAAAAAUCAAUCUGAACUCAAGCCUGAGAUUUGGGUACAACUCAUUGAGAACAAUAUACCAGAAAAUGUAUUUCUAGAUAUUCUGCCUACUGAUGCUGUAGAAGUGGAUUGUUCAUCCAGAAGUAAUUGCAGAAAGCUCUGUGAAGAAGAGAAGGAACAAAGGAAGGUGGCUUCUUUGAAAGCCAAAGCCAGCCAGUCAAAAGAGGCCAACAUAUAUUCUCCAUUGACAUCGUUCAUAACUGCAGAAACAGAGCUAUGUAAUAUUGUUGGAGAUCUGGAGGACUGUGUAGUUGUGGGUCUGCAUACCUGUGGUGAUCUUGCUCCAAGCACAUUGAGACUAUUUAAUGCUGUACCUGAAAUCAAGGCAGUUUGCAGUGUAGGUUGUUGCUACCAUUUGCUUUCAGAGGAACAUGAAAUGCAUGAAGAAGGGAUUCAGGGAAUAUGGGGUUUCCCUUUGGGCCGCUAUUUGAAAGAAGAGGGAUGGUUCUGUGGCCGUAAUGCUAGAAUGGCUGCCUGUUUGGCUCUAGAACGGGUUGCAGUUGGUCAGAUGCUACCUACAGAAUCUUUGUUUUAUCGGGCUGUGCUGCAGGUUAUUGUAGAAGAAUGUUAUGGCAUCAAGAGAAAUGAUCGUAAUAUUGGAAAAGUAUAUUCUAAAUCAUCUUCAUUUUUGGAUUAUGUUAGAAUUUCCUUGAAAAAGCUUGAACUAGAUGAAUCAAAGAUUUCAGACAGCAUCAUAUUGGAAUAUCUUAAAAAAUACAAGCACAGAAUGAAUGAACUGGAAGCUUUUAAUAUGCUGAAAGUUGUUCUAGGACCUUGCAUAGAGGGGUUGAUACUUCUAGAUCGUCUCUGCUAUCUCAAAGAACAGGACAACAUUGCCUGGUCUGGACUGGUAAAGUUAUUUGAUCCCAUAAAAUCCCCCAGAUGCUAUGCAGUUGUGGCUUUGAAGAAAUAAGACUUUUCACAUGCAGGAUAAAGUAAAAUUUGGAAAAAAUAUUGUAAAUUUGUUUUGUUUUUUACAACUCUCUUGCAUGAUCAAUAAUUCCAUUAUUUGUGUAUUUUUAUUACUGAUGUAUUUAUAGAU
This is a messenger RNA of Protobothrops mucrosquamatus (brown spotted pit viper), 2088 nucleotides long. RefSeq names its product methyltransferase like 25 (gene METTL25). NCBI's taxonomy places the organism in Eukaryota, Metazoa, Chordata, Lepidosauria, Squamata, Viperidae. The coding region runs from base 88 to 1959 and encodes 623 amino acids. The transcript is spliced from 12 exons. The record is from RefSeq and is a predicted model, not a curated record.